AUGGAUUGCUUUGAGAAUGGAAAGUUUGGCACUCAGACAGGCUCCCAGCAGCGCCGGGACAGCAGUGCCUGUCAGGUGAAUGAGGCUGACAGACCUGUCAAACGUCUCAGAAGGAAGAGGAAGCUGCUUCUGGAGUCUGAGGAUGAUGGGGAAAACGCAGAUGAGGAUGAGGAGAAGAAUAAAUCAAAUAAUAAGAAAAGCCGCAGAAACACUAAACCAAUAAAACAAGUUGCUCCUGGAAAAAAGAAGGUAUGGAACUGGGCUUCCUACUUAGAAGCAGAACGGAUGCCAGCUGCUCCCCUCAAACUCUUCAGAGAGUAUCAGUCAUUCCCACAAGGCCGAAAUGGAUUUAAAGUUGGAAUGAAAUUGGAAGGACUGGAUCCAGAACACCCCUCUCGAUUCUGUGUUCUCACAGUGGCUGAGGUACAAGGGUACAGAAUGCGGUUACACUUCGAUGGGUACCCAGACUGCUAUGACUUCUGGGUGAAUGCUGAUUCCUCAGACAUCCGUCCUGUUGGCUGGUGUGAAAAAACCAGUCACAAGCUGCUCCCUCCUAAAGGUUUCAAGUCGUCAGAAUUUAAUUGGACUUCCUAUUUGAAGAAUUGCAAAGCUCAUGCUGCUCCAAAAAGCCUUUUUAAGACCUUCAGCUCUCCUGUCACACCCUCUGGUUUUCGUGUGGGGAUGAAGCUGGAGGCUGUGGACAGGAAGAACCCUUCGCUGAUGUGCGUGGCGACGGUGGCGGACGUGCUGGAGAGCCGCCUGCUCAUCCACUUCGACCGCUGGGACGAGGCCUACGACUACUGGUGUGAAGCCAGCAGCCCAUAUAUCCGUCCUGUCGGCUACUGCCAAGAAACUGGAACCCUACUGACAAUACCACCUGGCUACAAGGAUUCCAGUGACUUCUCAUGGGGGAAAUAUUUGAAGGAAACUAAUUCCCAGGCAGCCCCAGCAAGAGCAUUCAAACUGCGUCCUCCUCAUGGAUUCCAAGUUAAUAUGAAGUUAGAGGCUGUGGACAAAAGAAAUCCCAUCUUGAUGAGAGUAGCAACAGUAAUUGACAAAGACGACCAUCACAUUAAGAUCCAUUUUGAUGGUUGGGACCAUAUUUAUGAUUUCUGGGUCGAUGCAGACAGCCCUGACAUCCACCCAGUGGGCUGGUGUGCAAAGACUGGACACAUUUUGCAAGUCCCUCUAGAUGCUGUUGAUCAAACAGGAACAGGGGGACAAACUUGUCCUACUCCAGGCUGCCACGGGAUCGGCCACGUCAAGGGACCACGCUACGGAGCCCAUUAUACAUUAGUUGGCUGCCCAUAUUCUGAUGUGAACCUCAACAGAGAAAACCAGUUACCAGACCGCCUGACUGGGGAGAAACCUUCCCCUAGCAAUGGCAUCCAGAAAGCCAAGAACCUGGAGACUCCUCCCCCACUGCAGCUGGGAGCAGAAGUCUCUUCUCAGAAGGAAUCUCCACAAUCCAGAAAAUCUGCACAAGACACUGAGAAGUCAUGUGAAAGCAGCAUUCACAGCCUGCCAGAAAAGCCUAAGAAGACUCGGAAGAGAAGCUGGGGAGUAGAGGAUUCCUCUGCAGACCCCAAAGCCAAAAAGAAAAAGCUUCAGGACUCGCCUGACUCUCUAAAGUUGAAGCUGGGGAAAAAGGAAACCAAUGAGAAAGACCCCGGGGUGGAUCUCCAGCAGUCCCUCCACCAGUCCAUCUUCAUGCCUUCCCUGGACUCUGACCCAGCCCAUCACCUCAAUCUCUGCUGGGACAAGUACUGCAAGAUCUUGCCAGAGGUCUCGGGCCUCACAGCCAAACUCGUGGCCAAAUGGACUGUGGAAGAGGUUGCAAACUUCAUCCAGCGUUUACCCGGCUGCAAGGAACAAGCCUCUGUUUUCAGGGAUGAGCAGAUAGAUGGUGUGGCCUUCCUGCUCCUGAACCAGAGCGACAUCAUCAAAAUACUCAACAUCAAGCUGGGCCCUGCCCUGAAGAUCUACAAUGCCAUCCUCAUGCUGAAGCAUGCAGAAGACAACUAA
This is a messenger RNA of Merops nubicus (carmine bee-eater), 2025 nucleotides long. RefSeq names its product lethal(3)malignant brain tumor-like protein 4. The transcript has 19 exons. The record is from RefSeq and is a predicted model, not a curated record. The coding region runs from base 1 to 2025 and encodes 674 amino acids. Lineage: Eukaryota; Metazoa; Chordata; Aves; Coraciiformes; Meropidae. Gene Ontology annotation, biological process: regulation of DNA-templated transcription. Gene Ontology annotation, cellular component: nucleus. Gene Ontology annotation, molecular function: zinc ion binding; protein binding.